Messenger RNA from Amblyraja radiata (thorny skate), 1169 nucleotides. Its product is annotated as FH1/FH2 domain-containing protein 3. Gene Ontology annotation, molecular function: actin filament binding. Gene Ontology annotation, cellular component: cytoplasm; cytoskeleton. The transcript is spliced from 7 exons. Bases 1 to 999 code for a protein of 332 amino acids. The record is from RefSeq and is a predicted model, not a curated record. Lineage: Eukaryota; Metazoa; Chordata; Chondrichthyes; Rajiformes; Rajidae. Gene Ontology annotation, biological process: cortical actin cytoskeleton organization.
AUGGCGGCCAAACUGAUGGCCAGCAACGUAACCAACAAGAAUGACCCUCGCUCCCUCAACUCCCGGGUCUUCAUCGGCAACCUCAACACGGCCGUGGUGAAGAAGACUGACGUGGAGGCCCUGUUUGCCAAGUAUGGCAAGAUCGAGAUUGCCGAGUCUUUAUUUGACCUGAAGCUGGGAAUGGAACAACUGGCGGGGAACAAGACAUUUCACUGCAUCCUGGCCACACUGCUGGCGAUCGGCAACUUUCUGAACGGGAUGAAUGCGGGGGGCUUUGAGCUGAGCUACCUGGGACGUGUAGGGGCCGUGAGGGACACGGUGGAGAAGAAACCCCUUCUGUACCACGCCUGCACCAUGGUGAUGGAGGCCUUCCCCAACGCUGGAGACCUGUACACACAGAUCCUCCCUCUCACCCGAUGCACACAGGUUGACCUGCAGCAUCUGGGUGCUGAGCUGUCCCAGCUGGAGAGCGGCUGCAGGGAGGCCUGGGACCACCUCCACACCAUCUCCCGCAGCUCCACCGCAGCUUCCCGCAGCCCCAGUGCCGCUCACUGCAGCCCCACCGCCACAUUCCUGCGGGAGGCUGCACAACGCAUCAUUAUCCUCAAGGACGUGCACAGGAGGGUGAGAAACAGGUUCCAUAUGUUCCUGCUGUACCUGGGCUACCCGAACUCCUCCGUACGUACGGCCACUGUCAGCGGCUUCUGCAAAAUGGUCAGCGACUUUGCCCUGGAAUACCGCAUGGUCCGCAUCCAGAUCCUGCAGCAGCGGGAACGCCAGAGGGAGAGGGAGCGCCAGUGGGCCGAGGGUGCUCCGUGGGAGGGGGAGACAGACCCCCCCCGGAUCCGCAGCCUUUACCCGGAGCACAGCCGGAAACACAAGGACAUGGAGGAGAUUCUGCGGACUCCGGAGAGAAGCCGGAGGUUCGACAGCAGCCUCCCCCGCACCAAGAGAUCACAGGGCAAAGAUGCCCCGAAGCAGAAGACCUUUACGUGGUGAGCUGUGGAGGGUGCGGUGAGGAGGCUGGGAGCUGGCGUAUACACUCCAGGCAGCAACAUUGGAAAUGGUGGAGCGCCUCAAGUUCCGUAAACCCUCGUUAUAACGGAGCACAGGGAUGAAAUGGAGUCCGUUAUUGCCGACCGUCCACUAUAACCAAGUCGGGGAUUAUC